Sparassis crispa is the source of this 1653-nucleotide messenger RNA. RefSeq names its product efflux transporter. The record is from RefSeq and is a predicted model, not a curated record. Lineage: Eukaryota; Fungi; Basidiomycota; Agaricomycetes; Polyporales; Sparassidaceae. The transcript has 11 exons. Gene Ontology annotation, cellular component: membrane. The coding region runs from base 1 to 1653 and encodes 550 amino acids. Gene Ontology annotation, molecular function: transmembrane transporter activity. Gene Ontology annotation, biological process: transmembrane transport.
AUGUCGAACUUUUCCUCCGUGGCGGAGUUACCGUCGCCCCAAAUUACGGACACGGCGGAGGCUCCAGUACCCGAGCCCGCCCACAAGCCUCGUCGGAGCAUGGCCCAGGCCAUCGGCCUUAUAGCGACAUGCACGACCGCCAUGCUGCUCAACUCAGCAAACGGGACUGCCGUCGCCAUCGCGCUGCCGACCCUCGGCCGCGACAUGAAUAUCCCCGCGUACCGUUUGCAGUGGGUCGUCUCCGCCUAUUCGCUCAGCUCGGGCUGCCUGUUGCUGUUCCUCGGCCGUCUCGCCGACCUGUACGGGCGGAAGCUCACUUUCCUGUUUGGCGCCUUUUUGAUGGGCGUGUUCGGAUUGGGAUGCGGAUUCGCGAACGAUGAGAUCACGCUGGAUGUCCUCCGUGGGUUCCAAGGUAUCGGAGGGGCCGCGGUUAUCCCAGCUUCGCUUGGCAUGCUAGCGCAUGCGUUCCCGCCGUCGCGAAUCCGCUCGGUCGCCUUUGCGGCGUUCGCCGCAGGUAACCCUGUCGGCGCCGCCGUCGGCAGCAUCAUUGGCGGUGUCCUCACGCAGCUCACGGAAAAGACGUGGCGCUCAGUGUUCUAUUUCAUGACCGGCAUUUCUGCGUUGGUCUUCGUCGGUGGGUUACUGACGUUUGACAAGGAUAUGCCGUCGACGGAGGAAGAUAAACGCGUGGACUGGCUGGGCGCGUUCCUUAUCACGGCCGGCCUGGUCAUGAUCGUCUUCGUCCUCAGUGACGGGAGCAUCGCCCCGAACGGGUGGAAGACAGGCUACAUCAUUGCACUGCUAGUCGUCGGUGUGCUCCUCAUGGUCGCGUACGUCGGGUGGCAAUAUUACCUCGAGCGCGUGCAGGAUGACCCGGAGGCACCGCGGAGCUGGUGGACGCCCCCGCCGCUGCUGCGCAUCACCCUUUUCGGGCGAGGGAGCGGGAAGCUGGCAGCGAUCCUCGCAAUUGCGUUCCUCGAGUACUGCGGGUUCAUGGCAUUCCCGUUCUGGCUGCAGCUGUAUUACCAGGACUAUAUAGGGUUGGACCCGAUCCUGACCAUGGUGCGGCUUCUGCCCAUGUCCGUCGCGGGCGUGCUCUGCGACGUCGCCGUCGCGCUCGUCGUGGGGUACGUUCCUGUCGUCUAUCUUGUUGUACUCGGGACGGCGCUGACGGGAGUGGCAAACCUGCUGUUUGGGGUGAUCAACCCCGCGGCGACGUACUGGGCGUUCGGAUUCCCGGCGACGGUGUUGAUCGUGUUCGGCGCGGACUUUGUGUUCCCGUCCGGGACGCUGUUCGUCGCGAGGUUAUGUCUGCCGCACGAGCAGAGCGUUGGCGGGGCGCUGUUCCAGACGCUCACGCAGCUGGGUGGCUCGUUCGGUCUGGCGAUCACGACGAUAGUGUACAACGCGGUGCUCAAGAGCAUGUCGCUGCGGGACGGGGUCGCGAUCAACAUCAACGGCACGAAUGCGCCCCCGGACGCGCAGCUGCACGCGUACAAGGACGCGUUCUUCACCGCUGCCGCAUUCAACUUCUUUGCUGCAAUUUUGGCGAUCGUGUUCUUGCGCACGGUGGGCGCCGUCGGUGACAGGGGCGACGGCAGCGAACCUACAGAAGCCGAGGAAAAGGCUCCUGUGAGCAUCGAGGCCAAGUGA